AUGUUUAAGAAAGCCUUGGCGGACACGCCUCGCGAGGCGCUGAAUCUCCGCCUCCUACUGGCCGUUGUUUGCUUCGGCUUGAUGGGUGCAGCUCGCGGUCUUGACGAGGGCCUCAUCGGAACUACCGUUGCCCAGAAGUCUUUCAUGACUGAGUAUUGCCUCAGCGUCACCGGGACCCGAACGGCGGCAGAAGUCGCCCAGCGGAAAGGGAACAUUACCGCCAUGGUGCAGAUUGGCAGCGUCGCUGGAUCGUUGAUCGCCUUCGUCUUCGCCGACCAGGUUGGUCGUCUGUGGGCAACCCGAGAGCUCUGCGCCGUCUGGAUCGUUGGAGUCAUCGUCUACAUUACCUCGGGUGGGAAUUACGGUCAGGUCCUGGCUGGCCGUUUCGUAAUGGGCCUGGGUAUUGGUCAAACAACCGUCAUAGCGCCGGCCUAUCUUUCUGAAGUGGCACCCAGGGGCAUGCGCGGCCUGUGCGUCUGCAUCUUCUCUGGCUGCGUCUACCAUGGUAUCAUGCUUGGCUACUUCGCCAACUACGGCACGUCGUUGCACGUCUCUACACACUCGGCGAAGCAGUGGAUCUAUCCCACCUCGAUGCAUAUCAUCUUCGCCGGACUGAUCAUCAUUCUGAGCUUUGUCGCUUUCGAAAGCCCAAGGUACCUAAUGAAGGCUGGUAAGAUUGAGCAAGGCGCCGCAACUAUGGCCAAGCUUCGGGGCUUAAGCGUGGAUCAUCCCUACGUGCGUGCAGAGAUGAUCGAUAUCAACGAUCAGCUCGAGCGAGAGCAAGAAGCAACGAUGGGGGCCGGGAUUCUUGGUCCAUUGAAGGAGCUCUUCUUCAUUGGACGCAACAGAUACGCCAUCGUCCUGGGAUUGAUGUGUCAACUCCUUGGCCAAUGGUCUGGGGCAAACAGCAUCACCAUCUACGCACCCCAGUAUUUUGCCUUGCUUGGCUUGAAGGGCAGUCAGGAAACCCUCCUGGCGACUGGCGUGUUCGGGGUUGUCAAACUAGUUGCAGCACUUACCUGCGCGUUCUUCCUCGUUGACUUUAUUGGUCGGAAGCGAGCGCUCUACGUUGGCAUUACGCUGCAGUUCAUCAGCAUGUUCUAUAUCGCCGUCUUUCUCGCGACUGUGCCCGCAAUCUCCUCGACGGCCGCUGCUUCUGGCAAAGAAGUGCUCACCGCAGCUCAGCAACACGCCGCGACCGGCGCAAUCGUCUUCAUCUACAUCUCUGGUGUCGGCUGGGCCUUGGGCUGGAACAGUAUACAGUACCUCAUCGGUGCUGAAAUCUUCCCACUCAGGAUUCGUUCCCUCGGCACCAGCAUAAUCAUGUGCUUUCAUUUCAUCAACCAGGCAAGUCAAUCACGAUCAUUCUCUGCUAGAGGAAAGUACUGA
Messenger RNA from Recurvomyces mirabilis, 1389 nucleotides. RefSeq lists its product as uncharacterized. NCBI's taxonomy places the organism in Eukaryota, Fungi, Ascomycota, Dothideomycetes, Mycosphaerellales, Teratosphaeriaceae. Gene Ontology annotation, cellular component: membrane. Gene Ontology annotation, biological process: carbohydrate transport; transmembrane transport. The transcript has 5 exons. Gene Ontology annotation, molecular function: carbohydrate:proton symporter activity. The record is from RefSeq and is a predicted model, not a curated record. The coding region runs from base 1 to 1389 and encodes 462 amino acids.